Messenger RNA from Tachyglossus aculeatus (Australian echidna), 987 nucleotides. RefSeq names its product olfactory receptor 2T27-like. Bases 1 to 942 code for a protein of 313 amino acids. The record is from RefSeq and is a predicted model, not a curated record. NCBI's taxonomy places the organism in Eukaryota, Metazoa, Chordata, Mammalia, Monotremata, Tachyglossidae. Gene Ontology annotation, biological process: G protein-coupled receptor signaling pathway. Gene Ontology annotation, cellular component: membrane. Gene Ontology annotation, molecular function: G protein-coupled receptor activity; olfactory receptor activity. The transcript has a single exon.
AUGGGGAGAAGUAAUGCUACCUCAACAGUGACAGAUUUCAUUCUACUGGGACUCUUUCCAGAGUUUGGAUAUCCGGGCUUACUUCUCUCCAUCGCCCUGCUGACCUACAUCGUCGCCCUCGUCGGAAACUCGGUCCUGAUUCUCCUGAUCUGGGCGGACGUCCGGCUCCACACCCCCAUGUACUUCCUGCUCAGCCAGCUCUCCCUCAUGGACGUCACCUUGAUAUCCACCACCGUCCCCAAGUUGGCCGCCAACUUUUCCUCGGGGACAAAGGCCAUCUCAGGAGCGGGCUGUGGAGCGCAGAUCUUCUUCUCCCUGACCGUGGGAGGAGCCGAGUGCCUCCUCCUGACCCUCAUGUCCUACGACCGCUACGUGGCCGUCUGUCACCCCCUGCGUUACCAGGUCCUCAUGAGCAAUCGUGUCUGCCUGCGGAUGAUCCUCGUAUCCUGGACGGGGGGCAUUAUGAAUGCCCUGGUCCUAACCGUUUCCGCUAUGCAAGUCCCACUGUGUCAGCCCAGGGUUCUCCACCAUUUUUUCUGCGAGAUCCCCGUCAUCCUGAAGCUCUCCUGCAAAAAUACGGCAGCCUACGAGCUGGCUCUCUUCGUCCUGGGCAUCGUGUUUAUGCUCAUCCCUUUCUCGCUCAUCGUGGCCUCCUAUACCCUCAUCUUCCUCUCCAUUCUGCGCAUGGACUCCCGGGAGGGGCGGAAGAAAGCCCUGGCCACCUGUUCCUCUCACCUCACCGUGGUCACCCUCUACUUAGGUCCCACCAUGUUCAUCUACAUGAGGCCGAAUGCCUUCCACAGACCCGAGCAGAACCAGGCUCCCGCCGUGUUCCCCACGAUCUUCACCCCAGCUCUGAACCCCCUCAUCUACAGCCUGAGGAACAAGGAGGUUUGGGGGGCUAUGACCAAAGUAUUUUUAAGAUGGUCUGAAUCAGGGUAAAAUAGAAAUAUUUUGCGGUUAUCACAGAGUUGGCCUAGGGACCAG